Messenger RNA from Pipistrellus kuhlii (Kuhl's pipistrelle), 970 nucleotides. RefSeq names its product peptidylprolyl isomerase like 3 (gene PPIL3). The coding region runs from base 225 to 710 and encodes 161 amino acids. The transcript has 7 exons. The record is from RefSeq and is a predicted model, not a curated record. Gene Ontology annotation, molecular function: peptidyl-prolyl cis-trans isomerase activity. NCBI's taxonomy places the organism in Eukaryota, Metazoa, Chordata, Mammalia, Chiroptera, Vespertilionidae. Gene Ontology annotation, biological process: protein folding; protein peptidyl-prolyl isomerization. Gene Ontology annotation, cellular component: catalytic step 2 spliceosome.
GGGGGGGCGGAGGAAGCGAGCCCGCGAGGGUCGUUCUCUCCAAUGGGUCCGGUGCUCGGCUUCCGGUGGCCUAAGAAACUAAUGUCAAAUCUGCAGACUUGGGGCGGCGCCUGCCACCGCAUCUUUUCUGACUUAGCCACAGCUGAGCUCACUGAAGUGAUUCGUUUUUGAACUUUUCUGGAUAAGACAGAGAAAUUAAGUAACAAUAACCGUCAAGAAGAAAAAUGUCGGUGACACUGCAUACAGAUGUAGGUGAUAUUAAAAUAGAAAUCUUCUGCGAGAGGACGCCCAAAGCAUGUGAAAAUUUCUUGGCUCUUUGUGCCAGUAAUUACUACAAUGGCUGUAUAUUUCAUAGAAAUAUCAAGGGUUUCAUGGUUCAAACAGGAGACCCCUCAGGUACCGGAAGAGGAGGAAACAGUAUCUGGGGCAAGAAAUUUGAGGAUGAAUACAGUGAAUAUCUUAAGCACAAUGUUAGAGGUGUUGUAUCUAUGGCUAAUAAUGGCCCAAAUACCAAUGGAUCUCAGUUUUUCAUCACCUAUGGCAAGCAGCCACAUUUGGACAUGAAAUACACAGUGUUUGGAAAGGUAAUAGAUGGUCUGGAGACUCUAGAUGAAUUGGAGAAGUUACCAGUAAAUGAGAAGACAUACCGACCUCUUAAUGAUGUACACAUUAAGGAUAUAACUAUUCAUGCCAACCCAUUUGCUCAAUAGUUAUAAUAGGGGUGGACAAAUACUUGGCAAACUAUUUGAGGAACAUACUUACUCUGGUUUACCCAGCUUUAAUUAUGUCAACAGAUUGCAUCAUCCUGCUUGUUUACAACUAAGAUUUCUGAGUCCAUGGUACCAAGGGGAACCAAAUAACUUUUACUCCUAUGAUUGAGCAUAUUCUUUACUAUAACCAUAUCAAAUGUAUUUAAGUUUAAUUUUAAAAAUUGUUUACCUUUUGUUACAUAAAAACAUUUAUUUUUAAA